AUGGAGUACCACGCCGUACCUCCAGAGGAGCGCGCAAGAGACGAGAACGGCAACCUUCUGCCUUGGGGCUACAUUUACAAAGAUGAAUCUCGCAAUCCCCGCCGACCACCAGAAGAGUCAGGACCCUUUGGCAAGAGGAGGAACGCCCGAUACGAAGCCCGAUCCCGAACACGCACCGGCACGCCCGCAAAGCGAGAGAAUCCCAAUGUCGCCGAGUUUGGUCGAUUAUUCUCCAUGCAGCAGGAAGAAGAAAAAGUCUCCGGUCUGCCCAAGUCCUCCUCAUCCUCCAGCCUCGAAAACUCGCGCAAACAGACCGAAAAGGUCGCGACCGAGUGCAUCCUGUACGGAUACAAGAGCAAGGACAUCGAGUGGAAGGUGAUCGACAAGUACGAGCGCAUCUCGCAGGGCAUGAUCUGCGAAGACUACGCUCGCAGCGAUCCCAACUCCCUCAUCCAGUCCGCACAGAUGCUCAGCGGCGGCGACGUCGUCAUCCGCGCCAACCUCUCUGCCGACGCAAACCGCAAGUCUAAGCGCUACGAUGGCGGCUUCCACUGGAUCAAGGUUACUUUCGACUCGACCCAGGCUGCCGACCGCGCGUGCUUCUACUCGCCGCAGGAGAUCGACGGAUGUCUUGUCUUCUGUGAAUUAUACCACGGCCAUGGACCCGCAGAAGAUGCCUCUAUUCCCGCAGACUCGGCGGCAGCCAACCGGAUACGCAGCCGUGCACCGCGCACACUCACCUCUACACACUCGACCGCGUUCCUGUCCAGCAUGCCCAGCAGCGACCAGGACCGAUUCACGCUGCCGCGGUCCUUCGCCAUGAACAACUUAUCCGGCGCCGCGGACGUCAACGAGACAGAAGAAGAGCAAUCGAUCGACGCAUCGACUACAACCGCCACCUCCGGUACAGCAACUGCCGUCGCGACAGGAGCUUCGACAGGCUUCGACCGCUCGUCAUCGCUGCACCAGCGCAGCCUCGCAACCGAACCCAAGCCAGAAUCCGAGUUCAUGACGCAUAUUCCCACCGUCCGCCGCGCGAAACUCCGUCCCCUGACCGAGGCCCUCCCUCCACAGCCGACCGUCACCGAGCGCGUACUCCGCUCGAUCCCGAUUCUGAGCUGGUUUACGGGCGAUAUUGUUGGUGAUGGACCUCAAUUGCGCGAGGAUGGGUCCUUUGAUUACGACAAGUCCAAUGCUUACUGGAAGUUCUGGUACGCGGUGGACAAGGUUCUCGGAACGGAUAUCUGCGGACUGAAAGAAGAUGCUUGA
This is a messenger RNA of Penicillium cinerascens, 1269 nucleotides long. RefSeq lists its product as uncharacterized. Lineage: Eukaryota; Fungi; Ascomycota; Eurotiomycetes; Eurotiales; Aspergillaceae. The coding region runs from base 1 to 1269 and encodes 422 amino acids. The record is from RefSeq and is a predicted model, not a curated record. The transcript is spliced from 2 exons.